CAUUCCAAAUACCUGCAAACAUUACUAACCCUUGCCAUCAUGUAUCUAAACUUGUUUUGUUUACAUGUCAAAGCACCAUCAAACGAGACCGAUUAUUUGGCCUUGCUCAAGUUUAAAGAAUCAAUAUCUGAUGAUCAUGAAGAAGUCUUGAGCUCUUGGAAUAGUUCGAAUCACUUUUGCACCUGGACAGGAAUCACAUGCAGCCUCAAGCAUCAACGAGUCACAGAGUUGAAUCUGCGAGGUUAUCAUCUGAGUGGGUUCAUAUCGCCUUAUGUUGGCAAUCUCUCCUUCUUGAGGAAUCUCUUCCUCAAUGACAAUAGUUUCAAUGGAGAAAUCCCACCAGAGAUGGGACGUUUGUUCAGGCUGAGACGUCUCUCUCUUGGGAACAAAUUGACAGGAGGGAUUCCUUGGAACCUGUCGAGCUGCACUGAACUGAGGCGCUUGAAUUUGUCAUGGAAUAGUCUUACAGGUAAAAUUCCAGUUCAACUUGGCUUACUUGAGAAGCUUGAAAUGUUGCUUAUUUCCAAAAACAAGUUAACUGGAAUAAUUCCUUCUUCUAUAUGGAACCUUUCCUCUCUCCAAAAUUUUGAAGCUGCUCAUAAUUACUUGGAAGGAAACAUAGCUGAAGAGAUAGGUCAUUUGAAGAGCUUGAGAGGUUUAAAUGUAGGCACUAAUAAUUUGUCUGGCAGCCUGCCUUCCUCACUUUACAACAUGUCAUCUCUUACUUAUAUAGUGGUUGCAAUGAACCAUCUAAAUGGCACUCGGCUUCCGAACAACAUGUUCUCCACCCUCACAAAUUUGCAAAUUUUUGGCAUAGCUGGGAAUCAAAUUUCAAGUUCAAUUCCAAAUUCCAUCACAAAUGCAUCAUCUCUCCAAAUUUUUGAUAUUCCUAUUAACUACUUUAGGGGAAAAGUUCCUAAUCUAUGGAACAUGAAAGAUUUGAGUUGGCUCGAUUUAGAACUUAACAAUCUAGGCAGCAGUUCAAAUGACGACUUGAAUUUCAUAUCAUCUUUGAAAAAUUGCAGCAAAUUGGAAAAGUUAUCUCUAGCCUGGAACAAAUUUGGGGGUGUUUUACCCAACUCCAUAGGAAAUUUGUCAACCCAACUCACUCAACUGAACCUUGGAAGGAAUGAGAUAUCUGGAACUGCACCUGGAAAUCUAGGAAAGUGCACAAAUUUAAUUCUCUUGAAUCUUGAAUUCAACAAAUUUUCAGGCAACAUUCCAACUUCUUUUGGAAAUUUUCAUGAGAUGCAAGUGUUGACUUUUGAGGGAAAUGAAUUCUCAGGAGAGUUUCCAAUAUCCCUGGGAAAUCUUAGCCGAUUGUAUUUGCUAAUUUUGUCUGACAACAUGCUUGAAGGAAAAAUCCCCCCUAUGAUUGGAGGCAUGAAAAAUUUACAACAUUUGGACCUUUCCAAAAACAACUUCACGGGAUCCAUACCCUUGCAGAUUUUUGGUCUUCCAUCCUUGUCCAUUUUAUUGAACUUAUCUCACAACUCAUUGAAUGGUGCUUUGCCUAUAGAGGUAGGGACCCUUAAAAACCUCAACAACUUGGAUUUCUCUGAAAAUCAUCUCUCUGGUGAGAUUCCUUCUACCAUAGGAGAGUGUACUAGUAUGGAAUACCUUAAUUUACAAGGGAAUUCCUUCAAUGGCCCCAUGCCUUCUUCACUAGUUUCUUUGAAAGGUCUUGUCCAUUUAGAUAUGUCACGAAACAACUUGUCUGGGCCAAUAUUAGCUAGCUUACAGGACCUUUCUUUUCUUCAAUACUUGAAUGUUUCUUUCAAUAUGUUGGAGGGUGGGGUACCAACAAAAGGGGUUUUCAGUAAUAAUAGUGCAGUAUCGGUGAUGGGAAAUAUGAAGCUUUGUGGGGGCAUCUCUGUACUGCACUUACCACAAUGCCCUGUCAAAAAGAACCACAAUUUGAAGCUCACAAUAAUAAUUAUUUGUGUAGCAUUUUCUAUUCUAGUGAUAUUUGUUCUUGCUUUAUAUUGGUGGCGAAAAAGAAGUAAGAAAUCAGCUUCAGCUUCACCAACAAUCGAACAACUUUCCAAGAUGUCAUAUCAAGAUCUACACUUUGCAACUGAAGGCUUCUCUACCAACAACUUGAUUGGAUCCGGGAGUUUUGGCACAAUAUAUAAAGGAAGGCUACAUUCAGAAGAUAAAAUUGUUGCCAUAAAGGUAUUGAAUCUUCAAGUGAAAGGAGCAGAAAAGAGUUUCAUUUCAGAAUGCAAUGCCUUAAAAAACAUAAGGCAUCGAAAUUUGGUUAAAAUUCUAACAUGUUGCUCGAGCACUAAUUUCAAGGGACAAGAAUUUAAAGCACUUGUGUUUGAGUUCAUGCCAAAUGGAAGCCUAGAAAAUUGGCUGCAUCUUAAUCUAGGAACUGCAGAUCAAUGUCCAACAUUAAAUCUUGGUGAAAGAUUAAAUAUUAUAAAUGACGUUGCCUCUACAUUGCACUAUCUUUAUCAUGAGUGUGAGCAACCAAUUGUUCAUUGUGAUAUAAAGCCAAGCAAUAUCCUUCUUAAUGAUAAUUUGGUGGCUCACUUGAGUGAUUUUGGAUUAGCAAGACUUCUUUCAAGCAUCAAUGGCACUACUUUUAAGAAAACCAGCACAACUGGAAUAAAAGGGACUAUUGGUUAUGUUCCUCCAGAGUAUGGAAUAAGUUUUGAGAUUUCAACCCAGGGUGAUGUAUAUUCUUUUGGCAUUCUCAUUUUGGAAAUGUUAACUGGAAGAAAACCCACAGAUGAAAUGUUUAAAGAUGGCCAUGAUCUCCAUAGCUAUGUGAAAGCUGCAUAUCCAAAUAACCUUUUGGAUAUUGUGGACUCUGCUCUUGAUCAAACAAGAACAACAACAGGAGAAGAAAUUAGGAUGGAUGAGUUGAGUCUUCUGCAUCAUAGUAAUCAUGAGAAGACUAUAUUUUCAUUAUUUGAGAUUGGACUUGCUUGCUCAGUCAAAUCACACAAUGAGAGACUGAACAUGAUGGAUGUUACUAGGAAGCUAAAUCAAAUUAGUACUUGUUGUUUCAAUAAAAGAAAAGGAUGAUAAGCAAAGAAUGGGGAAAUGCCACUUCAGCAGUGAUGCUCUCCAAAGAACAAGAUCUGUGAUAUUCUGAAAUUUAUGAUUGGAACAUUCCAAAUAAAGAUAAUUUAAUUAUCCUCCAUUCUGUUUUUUAUUAUCUUGGAACUCUGCAAACAAUUCUAGAGGUUUUAGGCUCUCCCAUGAAUCUAGUUGGCCUACAUUGGAUCUAUAAUUUUGGUCAGGGCUUUGAAAAUUAAUAUGUGCGAUAUGGAUAUAUGACAAUC
Molecule: messenger RNA, 3296 nt
Organism: Prosopis cineraria
Lineage: Eukaryota; Viridiplantae; Streptophyta; Magnoliopsida; Fabales; Fabaceae
Product: putative receptor-like protein kinase At3g47110
Exons: 2
Coding region: 40-3036 (998 amino acids)
Biological process (GO): protein phosphorylation
Cellular component (GO): plasma membrane
Molecular function (GO): ATP binding; protein kinase activity; protein binding
Source: RefSeq, a predicted model, not a curated record